Messenger RNA from Jatropha curcas, 672 nucleotides. RefSeq names its product myb-related protein 315 (gene MYB117). NCBI's taxonomy places the organism in Eukaryota, Viridiplantae, Streptophyta, Magnoliopsida, Malpighiales, Euphorbiaceae. The record is from RefSeq and is marked provisional.
AUGGGAAGACAACCUUGUUGUGACAAAAUUGGAUUGAAGAGAGGUCCAUGGACUAUGGAAGAAGACCAAAAGCUUAUGAAAUUCAUUCUCAACAAUGGAAUCCAAUGUUGGAGACUUGUCCCAAAACUUGCAGGUUUAUUAAGGUGUGGGAAGAGUUGCAGAUUGAGAUGGAUGAAUUACUUGAGGCCUGAUAUUAAAAGAGGAGCUUUAACAGAAGCAGAAGAAGAUCAAAUAAUCGAACUCCAUUCGCGUUUGGGUAACAGGUGGUCUAAAAUUGCUGCACAUUUUCCAGGCCGUACAGAUAAUGAAAUAAAGAACCAUUGGAAUACAAGAAUUAAGAAGAAACUAAAGAUUCUUGGUAUAGACCCACAAACCCAUAAGAGAAUUGAUACAGAAGAAGCUGAAACCCUACAGGAAGAAAGCUGAAACGCUAAGGAAGAGUCAAAAGUGAAGGAUUAUCAGAUAGAAAGUGAAUCUUUGAGAAAUUUUGAAGGAUCUGUUUUGAACUCUGGUACUGAUAAAUCUGAAUCUUUUUGUUCAAGAAUUGAAGAAUCUGUCAUCAAAGAAGAAUCUCAGCAGAAUUGGAUUGAUAAUGUAGACUCUUUGCUUUCAUGGGAUGGCUUUAGUAAUCUGGAAGAGAUUUUUCCUUUUGACAGUCAUCAAUUAUGCUAA